AGGCCUUAAUUCCCCUGCUGCAUAUCCCCUCCACCACUUCUAUCCCUGCCUGCUUGCCCUGCUGUAGCAGUGUGGGAACAAAUUUUAAGAUGACCCUCUAAAAAUCAGAUUCUAGGCUUGGAAAAUCAUAAAAAAAUGUAUAAUUGUCCCAUGUCCAGAAUCUAAUUAUUGGGGCAGCGGGUUGUCCUAAAUUCAGAGUCAUCUUGGAUUCAGCUAAAUAUGAUAUUUAGCUGACUUUUUGAUUAAACUAAAUAUGUUGAGCUCCUCAAGCCCUUCACUAUAAAUAAUAAACUUGUAUCCAUCAGUCAUCCUUGUGACUCUUCUCUGAACCAUUUCCAAUUUUUCAGGAUCUUUAUUUGUGUUUUAUACACCAGAUUUCCAAUGGAUUCCUAGAGUGGUCACAGUAGUUCUGGCACCUCCAUCUUCUUCCUUAGGGAGCAAUGCUAAUAUGAUCCUCUAAUUACAGAAAGGCUAAUAUGAUCUCUGAGUGUCAGUAUCUCCUUAAGGAGGUAUUGACACUCAGGGAUCAUAUUGGCCUUUCUGUAAUUACUCAUGUAAGAUGGCAAGGUCAAAAAGUGAUAUGGGCUCCUAUAGAACUUACAUAGAAAGAGGUAAUAGUAGGAAACUGCCAUCUUGACUGAAAGCAGAGGGUCAAAAUUGGAGGUUGCUAUAGAUUCUCUUGUUCUCGCUGGAUCAGAGAGAGAGAGAGAGAGAGGUAAUACUCAUUUAACAAAGAAUUCUAUUCUACUACAGACACAAGAAGCUCUUUUGGGAGCCCAAGAUCUCUGAAUUUAGCUGAGCCUCCAUAUGUGAGUUGUUGCCUUCAUCUCUAUAGCUGAUGGUAGGCAUCGAAUGUGGGCUCAUUAGAAUUAAAAACCUGAAGCUAUUCAUCCUGAACUGUUAUAUCCUCAGGUGAUUUGGCACAGGUGCUUGCCACAUGGCUGAAAGUCUAAGAUACUGCAGUAAGUGUAUACAAAAUGUGAGUUCAAGUCCUGCCUUGCCACAGACUUCUGUAACUUGGGGCAUAUCUCCUCUAUGCUUCUUUCCUAUCUGGACUGGUACAGAAUGACGUCUUUGUCUCCCUCCCUUUUUAUCUGUCUGUUAAGCUUAGAUGUAUUUCGGACUAUUUUGACCAGCAUACUUGGGACUAUUGUGAAUUACUAUAGCUUGUGUUGAAGGGUCAAGGCUCCCUUAUGAGGGCUGUACCAGAGUCUCACCCUCAGUGGACAGGGCAGAGAGAGGCACCUGUAAUGCAUGCUCAACUUUAGAUUAAAUUAACUUCACACAGAAGAACCUGUCUCAUGCUUGCCAUGCCCAUGAAGCCUGCCCUUUUCAUGAACCCUGGCAUGUCUACAAUGCCACCCCAUCUUUGGGGCUUCUAGAUGCUACUUUAGUACAAAUAAGAAGCAAUUAUACCGAGAAACAUAGAAACCCAAGUUUAAUUGUUGGCAAGUGAACAGAAAUAAAUGGCAGAGAAAGAAAAAGUUGGCAACAUGUUCAUUUUUUUUUCUGUCUUUAAACCACAAAAAUUGCCUUUUAAAUAGGCUUAAUGAAUCCAAGCAGUUGCACAAUACAGCAUUUCUCAAAAUAUUUACUGCAUAUUUAGGAGUGGAGACCAUACUUGGGAUGAGCUAGGUCUCUCUCAGGGAUUUGAAAACCUUCUUGCUGUGAUCUACCUUGACAGUUCAGUCUGACUUUGAGCAUAGUUUGAUCUAUAUGGUUAGCGUAGAGAAUCACCAGCCUGGAGGAUAUCACUGAUAGAAGGGAUGAUAUUUGAUGCCUUAAUAAACAGUCUGGCCACUGUGAAAGGACAUAUAAACAGCGGAGAAGUUUUCAGUAUAAAUAUAGGCACAGAAAAUAACUUGCAGUUCUUGAAGACUUUUGGAUGAAUCAUGAGCAUGUGCUUGUGUGUAGACAGUAAAUCAAGCGGAAAUAAAUUGUGUAUAAUGCAUCACUGUGUAAAGAGAAUGACUUGAAGGUAGAAAAUUAAAAUAUGAUUGUUAAUCUUUGGCUAUUUGAGAAACUGUAGUCUUGCUGUAGGAGCAGUUGAGAGGUGCCCUUUACAGGCACCACUCUUAAGAGGCACAGUGCUUUGCUUUCUUUCAUUUGACAUUAGUAUGUAGGGUGAAGACAGACAGCGUUCCAUACUUUAUGGGCAUGCCUGAUGGUUAUCACCCUGAUUUUUAUGGGUGUUUAAGGGGGUGUGAGGACUGACACUGGCUUUCCCCUAUGAAGUAAGAAGCUUAGGGGAAGGCGCUAAUUUUCUUCUCUCUUGUUGGGAGUCACCAAAAUCAGCCCUGAAAUGAAGCUUUUUCUUCUACUGAUGUUUAGCAUAGAUUAUCUCCUUCAGGAAAUAGUACUAUGUGUGGUUUUGGACAAUGUACUUGACUCACCCAUAUUGCACUGUCCUCUCUACAACAGUUAUUUAAUUGAAGUCUCUCACUCUCCUGUCUGAUAGACUUUACUUCCUUAACACACCUAGGAACACAGAGGUGCACAAUUGCAAAGUGAUUUGUCUAGUGUCACAUCCCAAAUGUAGCAGUAGAAAAAAAAUCAAACAGAUGCCCUGACUGCAGAUUCUGGGCUGUUGUGCCUUAACUGGAAUACCUUUCCUUGAUGCAGUUCUGCAGAAGAAAUGUGCAGGCUUUAGAGGUAGCAACUCUAAUAAUAUGUUAUGCAUCGUUCUCUUAGAAGCUGUAGAAUUGCUAUGUUAUUCCUGCAUUACACAAUGAUGAUACCGAAGUAGCUCUGAAAUGCAUUUAGUUAAUAUGACAGAUAACUAUAGUGUUUCUCCAUAUACACAUGGCCACAUACCAAAUCAGCCUAGAAUACGCAGUUGAAAAUGUAAACUUUUAGUUUCUGCUGUCAUACAGCUCCCCCACACCUGCACAUGCAUUUCCCUCUGCUAUGUGAAAAGACAAGUCAUGUAAUUCAAAACAUUGUGAAGAUGACAUGACAUCUGCUUAAAAUCAGGAAAGCCAACCAUUGGGAUCAGUACAUUAGCAUAUUUGCAGCCUUUUUUUCUCCCUUGGUAGCCUACCUGGAAACUGUUGCUUUGUCUAUAUUCCAUUUGAUAGAAUCUUCACCAAGCUUAUAGGGUCACUUCAAAGCACCUGACAAAUCAAAUCAGAUACUUGAGAUUAGGUAUUUUUUAGGCCACAUAAACCAUAAUCAGUGCAACAGGCCUGAGAAUCAGAUUCCUUUCUACUACCCACUUUUCUGCAGAAGAAUAACUUCUUAUCCCCAUUUUUGCUCAGUACAGCUAAGUACACAUAGUCAAAAAGCCUGACGCUGUAUUGAUUCAGUCUUUGCAAGUUACUCUAAAAUGGAGAGAUUAAAUUGAAAUAGAAGUGAACAGACUGUGAAGAAGGACUGGUUAUAAAUAAGGUCCAGAGAACAGAAAAAGAGAUCACACUGGGAGAACGCUAAUUUUGCAGUAGCUAUUCCUUGAAAAGGAACAGGGGAGGUGGUUCUCGCCCCUACCUUGGGCAAAUUCAAGAGGAGGUUGGACGAUCACCUGUCUGGGGUCUUGUGAUCCCAGCAUUCAUUCCUGCCUGUGGCAGGGGGGCAGGCUAGAUGAUCUGUUCAGGUCCCCCCUGACCCUAGCUACUAUGAAACUAUGAAGAUAAAGAGACCCAGAGGGGCGCGGCAUGGUGUGAGGGAGGAGAGAGAAAGGAGCGAGGGUUCAGAGGAAGAGAAGCCGUGGAGGAAAGAUCAAAAUGAGGAAAUCCCGGGAGCCAGUUCUGCUUGAGAGAGAGGACAUAGCCAGAGGACAGAAUCUGGAAUCCCUGAAGAAAUAAGCUGACUCUUGAAUCACUCAGAGGAGUGGAGUAAUGAAAGCAGAAACUGCAAGAAAGGAGGCGCAGCAGAUGCUCGUCAGUUUUCACAAAGAUUCCGACCUGAGUAUGCGGACACUCAGCACACCCAGUCCAGCAUUAAUAUGUCCACAGAAUUCACAAGGCUGCCAGAAUGGCAGAGGAUCUUCCACCUCAUCAUCCUCAGUCACUGGGGAGACAGUUGCUAUGGUCCAUUCACCUCCUCCAACUCGCCUUACUCAUCCUCUCAUCCGGCUGGCAUCCAAGCAUCAGAAGGAACAAGCUAACAUAGAUCGGCUCCCAGACCAGUCCAUGAUCCAAAUUUUCUCUUUCCUGCCAACCAAUCAGUUGUGCCGCUGUGCCCGGGUGUGUCGCCGUUGGUAUAACCUGGCUUGGGAUCCACGGCUUUGGAGGACUAUUCGCCUGACAGGCGAGACAAUCAAUGUAGAUAGGGCUCUUAAAGUGCUAACCCGGAGGCUUUGUCAGGACACACCAAAUGUAUGUCUCAUGUUGGAGACGGUAAUUGUUAGUGGCUGCAGGCGGCUCACAGACAGGGGACUCUAUACCAUAGCUCAAUGCUGUCCAGAACUGAGGAGAUUAGAGGUGUCAGGCUGUUACAACAUCUCCAACGAAGCAGUCUUUGAUGUGGUGUCACUGUGUCCAAACCUGGAGCACCUGGAUGUGUCAGGCUGCUCCAAGGUGACGUGCAUUAGUCUUACUCGUGAAGCUUCGAUCAAGCUGUCUCCGUUACAUGGUAAACAGAUCUCCAUCCGCUACUUGGACAUGACAGACUGCUUUGUCCUGGAGGAUGAAGGACUGCACACCAUUGCUGCUCACUGCACACAGCUGACCCAUCUGUAUCUGCGCCGCUGUGUCCGCAUCACCGAUGAAGGCCUCCGCUACCUAAUGAUCUACUGCACGUCUGUCAAGGAGCUGAGCGUGAGCGACUGCCGCUUUGUCAGUGACUUUGGCAUGAGGGAGAUUGCCAAGCUGGAGUCACGCCUGAGGUACCUCAGCAUUGCCCACUGCGGCCGAAUCACAGAUGUGGGCAUCCGUUACAUUGCCAAGUACUGCAGCAAGCUGCGCUACCUGAAUGCGCGGGGCUGCGAGGGCAUCACGGACCAUGGUGUGGAGUACCUUGCCAAAAAUUGCACAAAACUCAAGUCACUAGAUAUCGGCAAGUGUCCUUUGGUCUCAGACGCUGGCCUGGAGUUCCUGGCCCUAAACUGCUUCAACCUGAAGCGCCUGAGCCUGAAGUCUUGUGAGAGCAUCACAGGCCAGGGCUUGCAGAUUGUUGCUGCCAACUGCUUUGACCUGCAGAUGCUGAAUGUGCAGGACUGCGAUGUCUCUGUGGAUGCCCUGCGGUUUGUUAAACGCCAUUGCAAGCGUUGUAUUAUAGAGCACACCAACCCUGCUUUUUUCUAACAGGAUCGUCAGCUCCUGCCGAUGACCACAAAAUAUUAAAAAUAUUGAUGUAUAAAAAAUACACAUGGCCAUGUACAGUAACUAUCUUCUCUCAAAUGGCUCCUGGGAGUCAGCUUUCUUGUAUGUUGUUGGAGAGGGUUUAAAAAAAAAAUUAUAUAUAUAUAAAAAAAACUGGGGGGGUGGGGGGCAGCUAUACCAUCACUAUUUUCCUAAUUGGAUCCAGUCCCUUUGGAGAAGCUUCCUUAACCUAAAAGCAGUGAGAUCUCAGCAUUACAUUGCUAUUCCCAUGACAUUCAUGAGCAGUCCUAGUCCUUCCAGAGGAAUAGGUCUUUUUGAGAUGCAACCUAAGCAUUAUUAAAAUAUGAAUACCAGCUGUGUAGGUGAUGCUAAGCAGCCAUUAUUUGUCUGUAGACCUGCCCCCCAAAAUUCUUCCACAUGGCUGAAUGUGGCUUAACCUUAUCUUUAACUAUCAUCAUCUUGACAGUUUUUUGCCCACAUUCCAGCAAGCCCUGUAGAAAUACAAGAUCAGGUUUUUAAAUGUAGUCUAGGUUGGCGUAACUCUGCUCCUGUUUGUCUGAGCACAUUUGAAAAGCAUACCUCAAAUCUCUUUGACACCGUGUGUGAGGAUCGUGAAUACGCUACUGUCAGCACCACUGAUUUAACACAGGCUUCUUGUGUUUGUGUGAAAUCACCUUUUGCUACUAUAUCUACUGGGGCCCUUUGGGUGCAAUAAGCAUUAGCACUGGAGCAAAAGGAAAUUUUUAAGGGAUGUUGGAAGCAGCUGGUAUCCCUUUCUAAGCCAGUGAGUGAAAAUGUCAGUAAUUUCUGCUUAGCUGCAGUUUGGCCUAAGAGAUCCUACCUACGUUAUUGCCAUGGUGAAUGAAGGUAGUACUACACCAUACCAGGAAUUAGUAAGUGUUACAGAAUAGUUCAUACCAAAGCAAACCUAUAAGAGUUGCAGUAUAGCUGUGCUGUACCAGUGCCGACAGUUUAUUCCCUUCCUUAGUUGUUCCUCUACUACACCAGGGAAUGGUGCAACUGAGAUUCGUUUUACGAAGAGUGGAAUCAUUAUCUGCCCAUGUGUUGAAGUAUAUACUUUACUGUUCAGUAUGUGUACUUAUACACAGAAAGUUGCAUACUUUCUACAGCCUUCCAGUUUACUGGAUUGUAGAUUUCAAGACUUGGAAGUCAUUAACUGGCUAUCAGACCACAUCCUUGGGAAAAAGGGAUUGGGGAUGUUAUCUGUAUUAGAACUGGAUUCAGGGAAAUCAUGUCUGUGUGUUCCCUCAAACUAAGAAAUUUUAUCGUACAUCAAGGAAUGAAAAUAUCAGCAUUGCCCUGUAUGGCUGGAGCCUCUUUGCUCCAGGUGUUCCUGAUAUAGCCACUCUCUUGCUAAUGCCAUCAGUUUGAAAGCUUUCCCCCUACUCAUUGCCUUCUUUUUUCCCCUGAGCAUGUGAUCAUUUCAUCAUAUCAUAAUCACCUGGCAACUGCUUUCCCCUCUCAGAUUCUGGCAAGUCAUCUCAGAUCUGAAUGCCAGACACGUUAGGAGUGAUGAUAUUUUCAGGCAGGCAGGCCCCCUGCAUAAAAUUGACAACCAGGUUCAGAUGUUAGGCCCCAAGCACUAUAAAUGUUUCUGGUAGAGAGAUGUGGGAAAGAAACAUCCUGUCUGGUUUUCAUAAAAACAGUAGCCUCAUCGUCUCCAGACAACAUUAAUAAUGUCACUGAUAUGAAGUGAAAAUCCAUGUGUUUAAGAAAAUACAUAAUCACUAAGGAAAUGUUGGUAGCACAUGAUUUGGGGGGCAACAAAUGUUUGCAGAAAGUUCCCUCUUGUGAGGUGAAUUGUGUUUCCAUUAGGAAGAAAUAAAUCCUUUACCUCAUGCAUAUUCCUUUGCCUGUGGUUAAUUGUGUGUCUCUUUCCACAUGGAAUAUUUAUCUCAUGACCAAACUUGGUAAUUCUAAAUAACACUGUACAAAUCUGACAAGGGCCAGGGGUUCAAAUGAUUGUGUGGAAAAUGUCUUCCAGUUCCUCGUCACCCCAAAUCAGCAUAUGCUUGUGAGUGGUACCAUUCUUUGCCAGCUGCCAUCAGGAUAGUUUUCUUUUCCAUUCUUUUUUAAUACAAUUGAUCUGUCAGGCAUACUAUACAGCGUCAUUCAUCCUAGCCACUUAUACUCUUCAUUAUCCUUAAUACAGAGCUGGCCCAAGAGAGAGAUAAAUGUUGAAUCCAUUCUUGAGAACGGUGGGAAUUUGAUUGAGCCACUUGCACUCAUGAAAUGAAAGGUCUUGUGAUGUUUAACUGUUUAUAAAAAAAGGUUGCUACUUUUCUGGCUAUGCUAAAUUGAAUGAAUAGCGCUGCGUGGUUUUUAAAGGUCCUAAUGUUUAAAUUGGCCUAUACUGUAUGAAUCUCACUAUAAAGCCUUAAUUUACUACCAAGAAAUAAAGCAAUAUAUUGGUAA
Molecule: messenger RNA, 7694 nt
Organism: Alligator mississippiensis (American alligator)
Lineage: Eukaryota; Metazoa; Chordata; Crocodylia; Alligatoridae
Gene: FBXL7
Product: F-box and leucine rich repeat protein 7
Exons: 3
Coding region: 3834-5240 (468 amino acids)
Biological process (GO): SCF-dependent proteasomal ubiquitin-dependent protein catabolic process
Cellular component (GO): SCF ubiquitin ligase complex
Molecular function (GO): protein binding
Source: RefSeq, a predicted model, not a curated record